CUCCUUCCUUCUUAUCUCUUUCUUUCUUUUCAGCAGUUCACGCUCUUUCAACAAUCCAUUCUCUUUUCAGCUGCUCCCUCCCAUCCUCUUACUGAGAAAGAAACACUAAUCAGAAAGAUGGAAGAUCAGGAAGGAAACCAAGUCGUGAUUCCAAGGGUGAAACUGGGCAAUCAAGGCUUUGAGGUCUCAAAGCUGGGAUUUGGAUGUAUGACCCUGACUGGAAUGUACAAUUCUCCUCUUUCUGAUGAUGAUGGAAUCUCUGUAAUACAGCAUGCUUUCAGUAAGGGAAUCACUUUCUUUGAUACAUCUGACAUCUAUGGGCCCCAUACUAACGAAAUUCUGCUUGGGAAGGCCUUGAAGCAGUUGCCAAGAGAGAAAAUUCAAAUAGCCACCAAAUUUGGGGUCCAAGUAUUGAACUUUCCUCAUAUGAUAGUGAACAGUACGCCCGAGUAUGUUCGCUCAUGCUGUGAGGCUAGCUUGAAGCGUCUUGAUGUGGAAUACAUUGAUCUGUAUUAUCAGCAUCGGGUGGACACUAAAACACCUAUAGAAGAAACUGUAUGUGAACUUAAGAAACUGGUACAAGAGGGAAAAGUCAAGUAUAUUGGUCUAUCUGAAGCCAGCCCAGACACAAUAAGGAGAGCACAUGCCAUCCAUCCCAUCACAGCUGUGCAAAUGGAGUGGUCUCUGUGGACUCGUGAUAUUGAGGAAGAGAUAAUACCACUUUGCAGGGAACUUGGAAUUGGAAUAGUUCCAUUUAGUCCUCUGGGUCGUGGUUUUUUUGCUGGCAAAGGAGUUGUGGAAAGUCUGGCCACAAAUAGCUCCUUGGCUCUGCAUCCUCGGUUCCAAGCAGAGAAUUUGGAAAAGAACAAGACCAUUUACACUCGAAUCGAAAGCUUAGCAAGAACGCACAAAUGCACACCUGCCCAGCUAGCUCUAGCAUGGGUUCUUGAACUUGGAAAUGAUGUUGUACCUAUUCCUGGGACAACUAAGAUCAAGAACCUGGAUGGCAACAUUGGCUCUUUGAAGGUGAAACUUGGAGAAGAAGACCUGAAAGAGAUAUCUGAUGCUGUACCCAUCGAAGAAGUGGCUGGCAGUAGAAGCUAUCAAAACAUGGAUCAUUUUCAAUGGAAGUUUGCUAACACUCCUCCAAAGAAUUAGAGCUGUCUAUCAGGAAGUAUUGUUUAUUGAGAUCCCU
This is a messenger RNA of Juglans microcarpa x Juglans regia, 1195 nucleotides long. Its product is annotated as probable aldo-keto reductase 1. The transcript has 7 exons. Gene Ontology annotation, cellular component: cytoplasm. Bases 118 to 1158 code for a protein of 346 amino acids. The record is from RefSeq and is a predicted model, not a curated record. Lineage: Eukaryota; Viridiplantae; Streptophyta; Magnoliopsida; Fagales; Juglandaceae.